This is a messenger RNA of Dovyalis caffra, 543 nucleotides long. Lineage: Eukaryota; Viridiplantae; Streptophyta; Magnoliopsida; Malpighiales; Salicaceae. The record is from the annotation of a GenBank genome assembly.
AUGUCCCAACUCCUCUCUAAUUUCUUCAAAGAAACUACAAAACCCUUAACAGCUGGUCGACGUCCAUGGUCCGUUUUCCUAGACCUCACUUUGCUAAACCUUCCCUCUUCAAUCCACGACGUGACAACACGGAUAACCCAAAACGUGCUUCAUUUCUCCGUUAAUUACUCUAUAAUCGUCUUGAUAAUCCUCUCUUUAUCCCUCUUAAACCACCCUCUCGUGCUAAUCGCCUUGUUCAUCACUCUAAUUGCUUGGCUCUCUCUCUAUUUCUCUCGGGACGAGCCGCUUUGGGUUUUGGGCUAUCAAGUGAGUGAUUGGGUGGUGUUGGUUGUGCUCUUUGUGGUUGACUUUUUGAUUGUGAUUCGGGGUGGGGUUUUGCAUACUGUUGUUGUUGGUGGUGGGAUCGGUGUCGUUUUGAUGCUUUUGCAUGCUGGGUUGAGGAGUACGGAUGAUCUAGUUGCUGACGACAUUGAAACCUCGCCGUAUGCCAACUUGCUCUCUGAUGAUGAUGGUGACCAUAAUGCUCCGACUGGGGGCUUGUAG